AUGGCCUCCACAUCUUCCAACGACACGCCUUUCCCAGCAACACCUUACAAGCCCAAAUACGCCACAUGGCCUUAUAAUCCAACCGAUUUCCAGCGCUCCGACGAAACCGACGACGACAUAUUCUACCACCAAGCACGCCUAGUCACGCACAUCGACGACCCAGCCAUCACCCGUCUAACCGCCUACUACGAUACCAUACUACCCCGCACCGGCAAGAUAAUCGACAUGUGCACGAGCUGGAAGAGUUUCUACCCUCCCUCCAUUCAUGAAGCGGUGCAGAAGAAAGACCUGGAAGUCUACGGCGUGGGCUUAAACGCAAAGGAGAUGAGUCUCAAUAGCGUUUUUCAAGACGAGGAGCACUGGAGGGUAGUGGACUUGAAUAAAGCACCGCAUGAUGUGCGAGAUGCGUGGGAAAGGGAGGGAAAAGAGUUGGCGUUCGAUGCGGUGACGUGCGUGGUUAGCAUUGAUUAUUUGAUUGAGCCAUUGGCGGUAUGCAGGAAUUUGCUCGACGCGACGAAGGAGGGGGGAAGGGUACAUUUGGUUAUUAGUAAUCGGUGUUUUUCGGACAAGGUGGUUGGGAGGUGGAUGGUGCUUAGUGAGCGAGCGAGGCUGGAACUCGUUGGAGAUUAUCUUCACUUUGCAGGCUGGAGUGAUGUAGAGAUUGUAGACCUGUGUGCAAGAGGUGAAGAUGGACGGAGAAUCACGGAUGAUCAUGGUACUGUACUGGUCGAUUCGCCGAGAUUGCCGGGUCAUCUUGAUCCGCUGUGGGUUGUGAGAGCCACGAAGGCUACCUGA
Molecule: messenger RNA, 795 nt
Organism: Cucurbitaria berberidis CBS 394.84
Lineage: Eukaryota; Fungi; Ascomycota; Dothideomycetes; Pleosporales; Cucurbitariaceae
Exons: 2
Coding region: 1-795 (264 amino acids)
Source: RefSeq, a predicted model, not a curated record